This is a messenger RNA of Aspergillus novofumigatus IBT 16806, 1064 nucleotides long. Its product is annotated as putative Yippee zinc-binding protein Moh1. The coding region runs from base 500 to 832 and encodes 110 amino acids. Lineage: Eukaryota; Fungi; Ascomycota; Eurotiomycetes; Eurotiales; Aspergillaceae. The transcript has 2 exons. The record is from RefSeq and is a predicted model, not a curated record. Gene Ontology annotation, cellular component: ubiquitin ligase complex.
CCUGCCUCUGUACCUGCCGCGUCAUUUGUAUCACAUCUUCACUGAUCACGCUUAUCAUCCUAAUAGCUUACCUUGAAGCAAAUUUAGAACAUUUGGUACUGCCUACCGUGGUCAACAUACAUGAUCCCUUUCACCCGGUGCUACAGCCGCUGUUUCCGCACUACCCCAUAUAUACUUUCCUUCUUCCAAACUUGUACAGUCAGUCCAUAAAGCGGGGAGCGUAUCUUGCGGAACUCUCUAUUCGUCAGGUUUGAAGCCACGUCAACUAUAAGUAUUAUUGGUGGGGUUCUUGUCAGACAGGGAACUCCUUGUGAGGACAUCAAGAAGGGCGGGCAAUCCGGAACGCCAGUAUAACUCGUUAAUCGCUCCCGUCAGACUUAUUCCAGACCCAUACACUGAGGCAACUACGGAUUACCCACCUUAUCGUCGUUGAGCUCGCACUCCAGGACUUUUCUUGAGAGGUCGGUGGUAGUGGGAAGGCAAAGCGAUACAGGUCACCAUGGGUCUUACGUACAACGUCUAUCUCACUUCCAACAAAAUAUUCGGGUGCAAGAAAUGCAAAACGCACCUUGCCGAUUACAAUGAUAUUAUCAGUCGGAAUUUCCGUGGCCAACAUGGCAAGGCGUACUUGUUCAACACCGUUGUCAAUGUAACCCACUCCGAGGCUGUGGAGCGUAACAUGACCACCGGAAGGCAUAUCGUCCGAGACAUAUUCUGCAGGCAAUGCGGCGAACUAGUAGGGUGGAAGUACGACAAAGCGUACGAGGCGAGUGAGAAAUACAAGGAAGGAAAGUUCAUUUUGGAGGAAGAAUUAUUAUGUGUGGUGUGUUGAAAGCCAGCUUCCGUUCCGUGAUGAUGGGCUGUCCAUUCGAUGACAGAAGCGGUAUUCAACUACCUGAGAGCAAUGUCGUCAUUGAACGGCCUGGAGGAGGAUGUGUGACUCAGAUAUUCAAGACGGAUUCGAGUGAGCGUUCUAUGGUGAGUGUUUAGGGGAAAGGCGUUGGGCAAGGCGUUCUGGAGUUUAUCCGUUUCAAACUGCAUGGGCGUUUACAGCAGGUUAGGGC